This is a messenger RNA of Darwinula stevensoni, 1682 nucleotides long. The record is from the annotation of a GenBank genome assembly. Lineage: Eukaryota; Metazoa; Arthropoda; Ostracoda; Podocopida; Darwinulidae.
UGUAGGUGAAGUUGGAUGCACCAGGAAAAGUAGGCUGAGAGUACCUACUCUGGCAGCUGUGUUGACUUUCUGGAAAAAUGCUUGAAGCUGGGAUAGUUGGGGCUGUCAUUUCGGUGACCCUCAUCCUACCAAUCCUAAUUGUCUUCCUCAUAUUUGGGUUGCUCAUUUUUAUAUUGGGUUUUUACCUAUCAAAGCCUUCACCAAGCAUGGAUUUCUCCACAUUAAGGAGAAAGCAUGUCAUGAUCACAGGUGGAUCCAGUGGCAUCGGGAGGAGCCUUGCCCUACGAGCAGCAAGAAUGAGUGCUAACAUUAGCCUGAUUGCCAGGGACCUGAGGAAACUUGAAGACACAGUGGAGGAAGUGAAGAAGAACAUGCAGAAUCCAUUAGAACAAAGGGUUUACGUCAUAUCAGCUGAUGUGUCAAGCGAUUGGGAAGGGCUGAAGGAGAAACUGAAGGCAGCUGAGAAUGAGCUGGGCCCCGUUUCCUAUCUCAUCAACUGUGCUGGCUUUUGCAUCAGUCGGGUCUUUGAGGACCUCAGGGAGAAGGAUUUUAGGAGUAUGAUGGAUGUGAACUUCAUGGGGUCAGUCGCAGUCACCAGGGCAGUGAUUGAGGGAAUGAAGGAGAAGCGUGAGGGGCACAUUGUGUUUCUCUCCUCGCUCGCAGGGGUUUUUGGGAUGUAUGGCUUUACUGGGUACUCUCCAUCCAAGUUUGCUUUGAAAGGCUUUGCAGAAGCCCUUGCCAUGGAAGUGAAGCCAUGGGACAUUCAUGUGACACUGGCCAUGCCUCCUGACACUGACACUCCUGGGUUUGCUCAAGAGGAGAUGGGGAAGCCUGAAAUAACAAAGAAGAUCUCUGGAACAGUGGAUCUAAAGCCGUGUGAUGAAGUGGCUGAGGCAAUUUUCAAGGACAUCUUGGCCAGGAGAUUUCUCAGCACGUGCGGGUCGCUCCUCGGAGAAGCGCUGACUUCCGUCGCCGUGGGCAUGAGUCCGAAGGACGGCCCCGUGCGUCUCCUGGGCCAGGUGACGACCCGAUUCGUGUUCGGCCUCGGACCCUUGAGGAUCGUCACGGUGGCAAUAUUGCAUCACUUCGAUCGCCUCGUCGCGAGGGGACUCGAGGAAGCCGGAACCCCGUCGGCGCAGCCGGGAUCCUCUCCCGUUCUCCGGCCUUCUUGAUGUUUCUCGCCUUUCUGCUUCACUCGUGACGAGGUCACGUCGUUCGGUCGUCCGAGCGGGUAUUAACGAGGGUCUUGGGGACUGGUGGAGGUCGUCACCACUUGGUCAUCGGCUUCCUGGUGCGGUGCUGGAAAAACUUGCCCGUUCAUAUAUUCACCACACUGGGAUUGGAGAAGAUUUGGAUGAAUUUUUUCCAUGGAGGCAAUCCUGUUUUUGUCCUUUUCCAAUUUGCUACGUGAUCUGUCUGUGAUUGGAGCCGUAUGCUUGGGUAAUGUAAACCCUUAUAACUCCCAGUACCAGGAAGUUUUUCCAUCCAUGCUCCUGCAUGGGUCAGGGUCAUAUACCUCACUGUGAUAAUCAUGCAACACAUAAUCUUUUUUUUUUCAUUGAGUUAAAUUUGAUGUAUUUUCCUCCCCCCUUUUUUCUUCUUUUGUUGCACAUUAUGCAAGUUAAUUUUUUCAUGAGUCACUGUAUAUUUAUUACAGUCCAUAUAUAAGAGGUGUUCAGGAU